This is a messenger RNA of Protopolystoma xenopodis, 2907 nucleotides long. The record is from the annotation of a GenBank genome assembly. Lineage: Eukaryota; Metazoa; Platyhelminthes; Monogenea; Polystomatidea; Polystomatidae.
AUGGCUACCAGCAGUAUCCUUACUAACACCACUACAUCUGAUUUCCUCGCCAGUGAUGGCCCAGACUUUGACGACGAAGAUGGUGAGGUGGAUUAUAUUGAUGAAUUGGACAAUAGCAUUGGCUCUCGAGGAUCUACAGGCAGUGGAGGCCGUCUAUUUUCCACGAAUAUGACUAACAGUGGGUCAGUAUCAGCAGCAUGUGCAAAUGCUACAAGUACUGCUUUAAACUCUAGUUGGAUGCAACAAAUCAUGGAUCGCUCUUGUAAUCCAGAACUUAGAGCCUUACUGAAUCGCACUGCGAGGGCAGUUGACUAUAAGCUUGCUUUCGGUGGAGACUAUAGCCUCGCAUCACCUCUUUCAAGAGCAAACGGUGGCAUUUUAUAUGCUAAUGCUAAAGACGUAAAAAAUAAUGAGCCUUAUUCUGAGGAAAAGCAAUCCAACAUCAUUUUAGCACACAUGAAGCGUUCCGCCAGUCAAGGAAAUUUUUUGGCUACUGCCAGUCUUAGUGGAAUUAGCUCAGACAUUGAUAAGGCCAUUGUAAAAAAAUAUCAAGAUGAAAAUUGCAUGAUUUCUGCUAACGUACGCUCUGUAGGAGUCACAGCCAAUGCUUCUUUAUCAAUUGACCCAUUAGGUCAUAAUUUGGUUAAGUUAGGCAUUCCCGUAAAUGAAACUAAUAAAGUUGACUCAGGACUUUUGCCAUCAAAGAACAUCGAAGCUCAGCCAAGUCAAACCACUACUUGGGCUCGAAAACGUGGUAGCCGCGAAAGCCUGACGCGGAAGCAGACGGGGAUGGAUGCUAUCGCUUUCGUGCCCCCGCCAUCUGAGUGCUUUUCGGAGGAGAGCCAUGCUGAUAAGAUGCCAAAUAUGACGGCUUGGAAAGUUAUGAAACAGGCAGCAAGCAGUAAUCUAACUACUUGGAGCGAAUUGAAAAAGACGGCCAGGCGUUCUAAGAGUACAGAUAUUCAGCAUGCUGUUGACGGCCAUCAGAGUCGCUUAGAUCAGCAUAAGUUGAAUAUUGCAUUUGGUCAUGUAAGUCAAGAACCGGAAUCCAAAGUAGAAGUGGGCGAAACCUUUAUGCCCAACAAUCUGCGUUCGCGAUCUCAACCAACCAGCAUUGAUAUGCAUCGAUUUUCAGGCACUCUUCUGGAGAUAUUUAUGCGAGCUCGGGCCCAGGACAUGCUUUACUCCACUCUAUUUGAUGCAAAACAACGGAGACCUAGCAAUGCAAGUGGACGCCAUUCAUCUGCUGCCUCACCUUCCCUCCACGAGCUUGCAAUCUUGGCAGGAGCUUGUGAUUUGGGGCCUACUCGUACCGAUGCUUGCUCGACGCGUCCGCGAGGUUGGUUUGAUGGACUUUUCUCAAAUAAUUCUUUGUCUGCCGCUUCCACUCACGCAGUCUCAAGUAGUCCGGCUAAUUUCGUCCCAAAAAUCCAGCAACCACUUAUUACCUCCUAUAACCUUAGCAUCCGCGCUCCCACGAGGGCAAAUGUUGCCAGCUCUGGGGCUAUCCGACCUUGCAGCAAUUUUGGCGCUCAAUUCCCUCCUUUGGAUGCCACUGGCAAGGCUCUAUUGGCUGCCAGUGGGGGCUCUCUGCUUCCCGGACCACCGCGUGGCUUUCCUAUCUUUGCGAUUGCACCCGGAUUGACCACUGGCAAGCGAGCCAGUGGUGGAGUUUACUAUCCGACCAGCUCUGCUAGACACCCGAUCAUUCGACAGGCCAGGCCACUUUCAACCAAUGCACUUGGCUCUGGAGGGGGCUUAAGUGCCGCCUUUCAGCCUCUGGCGCCGCAACAGGCCACUGGAGUGAUGGCCUCUUUCUCGAGGCGACGUGCUUCUCAAGGUGGGUUUCAGCCAAAUAGUCCGCUAGCCACCGGACUCGCCUCAAACUCCCUUGGCCUAUCGCCCAGCCUGUUUACAAGGCCAUUAGUCUCUUGUCUCACUGCCUCUGCGGGGCCCGACUCCGCUUGCAUGACUGCAUUGCGACUUGGUGUCCAUCCACAUCACUAUGCGCAUCCGGCGACGGCCGCGGGAGUCGCAACAGGAGCAAGCACGAUGGCGGGCCUUUCAAGCCAUUGCUUUGGUGGGGUCGGCACUCGAAACCCACGGGCUGCAAUCGCUUAUCCGGGCGUCGGGCUUCUGGCGAUUCCUCGGCCAUCUAGGAUGACGGCUUGUGCAUUUCUGUCGCACACGCUACCGGACCUCUCCUUCUUAGGUCAGGCAGCCGCCGAGGAGGACCGAAAGGGCACACCGACCAUGCCCAAACGCAUGGAAGUCAGCGUCACUGAGACGCCAAGCUUUGCUCCUAAUCGCCCGGCCAAGUUCAAUAAACCUGCUCAACCACCCUGUGAAGCCGAAUCCUUGUCGCCAGCUGCCUCGGCGGGCUGUCACCAUGUUUGUCAAAAGUGUGGUGGCUGCUCUCGAUCCGCUUCAGCCUCUGCAAGUCAUCUGGCCACAACUAACACUUCUUCCUCUUCAUCUAGUCUGGUCGCAUCUGGACGUCGUGCCAGUCGGCCCUCUCAGACGGUUUCUGUCGGUCCACGUCGCUCUCAACCGGCCGGUCGUGUGCCAACUUCCUCCAUUGUAGAGGCGUCUGACAGAAAUAAGGCAUUGGAGACAGCCACGAUUUCUGCAGGUGAAUUGCAAGAUAAGCCUGAAUCUGAGAACUUGUCUGGUGGCCUCUUGUUUAAUGAGCGAUAUCGCAGUUUUCCUGAGCUUGCUUUAGCCGUUGCUGGUACUUCUGGUGAGGAGGCACUUCAAGACUGUAAUCGGCUUGCCAUGAUAGAACAUCGGACACCUUGUCGUGCUAAGUUCGACGGCGACUCAAUGCUUCACUCGGAUCCUAUUAAAGUAAGUCAUUUUAAGCCCUUUGACGCUAAUUGCAUAAUUCUUCUGCGCAUAAAUCACUAG